GUGAGAUUUGGGAGUUCAGAUCUUCGGUUGUCUUCUACUUCUCUUUGCUCUUCUGAGAUUUACAUUGCUCGUUUGGGUUUAUAUCCGACAGAGAUGGCGAGCUUUGGAGUAAGCCCAAGGUGGAAGGUGGGUCUUUGCAAUCGGCACAAGCGGCGGCAGUGGGUUCGUCCCGUAUCGUGCUCAAGCCCAGGCAAAAAUUCACCUCCGGCUUAUAGAGCCCUUUUGGUCGAUGUGGGUGGAACGCUGCUGGAAACAUCUCAGCCAGUGCCGCAAGUGUACGCUUCAUUCGGCUCCAAGUACGGAAUUCAGGCUGAUGCCGAUGCAAUCAAAAAGGGUUUUAAGAAAGCAUUCAGUGAACCAUGGCCGGAAAGACUUCGCUACGAGGGUGAUGGUCGGAGGUUUUGGAAGUAUGCGGUUGCCACCGCAACAGGCUGUGAUAAUGAUGACUACUUUGAAGAACUCUAUCAGUAUUUUGGAAGAGGUGAUGCAUGGAAGCUUGUCGAUGGUGCAGAGCGCGCAUUGAAGGACCUGCGAGGUGCAGGAGGCAAGUUGAUUUUGUUUUCCCUAGGAAGAUCUUGCGAUUUCUCACGUGCUUUUUGGCCUCCAGUACAGCUUGCCGUCGUUUCCAACUUUGAUUCUCGCCUUCGUCCCAUUCUGGCAGAGCUGAACAUAUCCGAUGUGUUUGAUGCUCUUGUUAUCUCUUCUGAAAUUGGUCACGAGAAACCAGCGAAGGAAAUAUUUCUGACCGCACUGGAUGAGCUCGGGGUGCAAGCCAGAGACACAGUUCAUGUUGGAGAUGACCCCGUGGCGGACAAGCAAGGAGCGAAUGCUGUUGGAAUCGAUGCAUGGCUAUGGAAAAAAGAAGUCAAGUCGUUUGAAGAGAUCAAGGACCGCAUAUUGGUGCCGACAAGCUUUCCAAAAUAAUUUUGCUUUCCUGUAAUAUUAUAGAAGGGACAACUAUACGCAAGAAAGUUCUGUGCUUGAUAACAGUCUAUACUGGCAUCCCUCAAUAAAUAUGUUCUUAAAUUGUUUGGGCUAAA
Messenger RNA from Selaginella moellendorffii, 1040 nucleotides. RefSeq names its product haloacid dehalogenase-like hydrolase domain-containing protein 3. NCBI's taxonomy places the organism in Eukaryota, Viridiplantae, Streptophyta, Lycopodiopsida, Selaginellales, Selaginellaceae. Bases 94 to 924 code for a protein of 276 amino acids. The transcript is spliced from 9 exons. The record is from RefSeq and is a predicted model, not a curated record.